UUUAAAUCCAAUAUAUAUUUGUAUUUAUUUUGACAAUUUAGUACUCAUUAUAUUUUUAUUAAAAAAACCAUUUACUAUUAACACAAUGGAAGUGAAUGUUGAUAAUCAUUUAGAACCAGUAACUGAGGAAAUGCAUAUAAAAUCUGUGGAAAAAGUAAAUGAAAUCUUACCUGCAAAAAAUGAAAAUGAAAUGGAAUCAGUUGCUAAGGAAAUUCAAGGAAACUGUGAAGAAAAAGUGAAUGAACUAGAAUCAGUUAAAAAAGGAUGUCAUUUAGAAUUCGGAGCUGAAGAAAUUCAAAUUAAAUCUGAGGAAAAAAACAGAGAAAUAGACACAGAAGAAAAAGAAAAUCAAUUAGAAUCAGUUGUAGAAGAUCCUUUUGCUUAUUUAGAUCGGGAUGAUUUUACUUCUGAAAAGUACAAGAUAGAAAUAAGAAACCUUCCAAAACAUUAUGGAAUUGCUGAGUUUAAAAAAUUAAUCAAUAUAAAAUUAGAAUUAAAUUGCUCUAAAGUUAAAACCCCUAACCGUAAUGGAAAGUGGCUCUAUAUGUGUUUUCGUUCAGAAGAAGAUAAAAAUGCAGCUUUAAGUAUUUUAAAUGGAUAUAUUUGGAAAAACACAAAAUUAGAUGCUACUAAUGCCAAAGCUAUUCCUGAUCCAUUAGUAAAGAAACGUAAUGAACAAUUUGAUGAUUGUUCAGAGGUAAAGAAAAUUAAAUUGGACAAUGCUGGUGCAGAACAACAGAUGAUAAGUUCUGUGACACCUUUUUAUAACAUAUCUUAUGAAGAGCAAUUAAUUCGAAAAACCAAUUCUAUUAAAAAUGUUCUCAUGGAUUAUAGUAAACGAUUGAAGCGAAUUAAAUGUGGUCAACGUAUACUUGAUUGGUUAAAAACACAACAAAAAAUAAAUAAUGGUCUUCCAUGUAAACUUUUAGAAAUACAAAGUCUUAAAAAUGAUUUAGAGAAAUGUGUUGGCUAUAGAAAUAAAUGUGAAUUUACUAUAGGUAUGGAUGUUGAAAAUAAAGAACCAAUUGUUGGAUUUCGUGUUGGUGCAUAUAACCAAGGAAAAACUAGUGUUGCUCCUAUUGAUAAUAUUUUAAAUGUUCCUCAACGUAUGAAAGAUGUUGUUAAAUGUUUUCAAGAUUUAGUUAGAGCUUCUAAAGUUCCUGUAUUUGAUCCUGAAAAUUAUACAGGCCAUUGGCGUCAGUUAACUGUAAGGCUGAGCUUAAAAACAGGACAAUUGAUGUUAAUUUGUGUAGUUCACACUGAAAACAUGGAGGAAUCUGCCCUGAAUUCUUUAAAACAAUUAAUCCUCAGUUAUUUUACUGAAGGAGCUGGAACUGAUUGUAAAGUAGAUUCUCUUUACUUUCAAAAAGCAAAAAAAAGAGCUGCCGGGGAAGGAAAUUCAUUUCCCUUAGAAUUAUUACAUGGACAGGGAUAUAUUGUAGAAGAAGUGAAAGGUCUUAAGUUAAGAAUUUCACCUGAAUCAUUUUUUCAAAUAAACACAGCUGCUUCUGAAAUAUUGUUUGAUGCUGCUAGAGAUUUAGCUUCCAUUAAUUCACAAACUACAGUUUUAGAUGUUUGUUGUGGUUCUGGUACAAUAGGCCUGUCUAUAGCUAAGGACUGUGCUCAAGUAAUUGGUGUAGAAAUUCAAGAAGAAGCAGUUAACAUGGCAAAAUUAAAUGCCACUGAAAAUGGUAUUACAAAUGCAAUAUUCUUUGCUGGAAAAGCUGAAGAAGUAAUGAACAAACGUGAAUUUCAAAACCCAGUGAAUUCUAAUGAUGUAGUUGCCAUAGUCGAUCCACCCAGAGCAGGAUUGCAUAACAAAGCAAUAUUGCUUCUACGAAAGAUGACACAUUUGAAACGAUUAGUAUAUAUGUCUUGUAAUCCUAAAGCGGCUUUGCAAAACUUUUUAUCAUUGUCUAUGGCUGAAUCUAAAACCAAACAAGGUGCUCCAUUUGUACCAGUGAAAGCUGUUCCUGUUGAUAUGUUUCCACAAACACCACAUUGUGAACUAAUAGUAUAUUUUGAAAGACUUGAAAGUUAAAUUAUUUUAUUUUUUUUGGGCUAAAGUCAAAUAUUUAUUUAUAAAAGAAAAAUGUUAAAAAAUUUAGUCCUUUAAUUAAAUUAAAUAUGUUAUUCAACUGCCUACUGGUAAAUCUUGACC
Melanaphis sacchari is the source of this 2161-nucleotide messenger RNA. Its product is annotated as tRNA (uracil-5-)-methyltransferase homolog A-like. Gene Ontology annotation, biological process: RNA processing. Bases 86 to 2041 code for a protein of 651 amino acids. The record is from RefSeq and is a predicted model, not a curated record. The transcript is spliced from 9 exons. Lineage: Eukaryota; Metazoa; Arthropoda; Insecta; Hemiptera; Aphididae. Gene Ontology annotation, molecular function: RNA methyltransferase activity.